GUCGGGAGAAGUUAGUCUUGCGCAAUUCAAAAAUUGUUGGCUCAGUCGGAAAUCGUUCUGCCUAAAGAGAGCACGCAAAGCGACAAGUAUUUCAUAUUCCGCUUUUCUUUUACAUAUUUUACAGUCAAAUUACAAUAAUAUUUAUCUGGAUAUCAUAAUUUAUUAGUGUAUUUUAUAUUCACGCAGGAUUUUACGAAAAAAUAAUGUCAAAAUAGGAAAUUCCUAAUUGAAAAACAAAACACACAUGGAAAUAAAAAAGAAGAACAUAAAAAUGAUUGUUUAUAAUGAUAAUCAUAAGAUAUUACAAAACGAAUAUUUAUGUAAAAAAGUAUUUAGGCAUUUAAAGAAUAUUACAAAUGUUAGAAGAAAAUUCGUGAAAUUGAUUGUCGAUGUAUGCCAAUCUUGAUCAGGUAAUCUAGUGGAAAAAUGAUAAAAUUGAAGUUAAUCCGACUUAAAGAAUUUUGUUGCCAUGGACCCGGAUUUGUACUACUAAUUCUGCCAUGUAUUUUACUUUUGACAUUGUAUUUAUUCACUGGAAAUGAAUUUGAUAAAAUACAGUAUUACUCAUAUAAAUCGUACAAUGAUGCAGUUACUGUCGAUGGGUUUUUGGUUUGGAAUUCAAAAUGUCAUAUGCCCUCAAAAAGUCUUCUCGAUCCGUCCAUAGUGAAAUUUGUAAAAAAGGAGAAAUUUCAAACUUGCACAAAAUCACCACUUUUAACAUCGAUUAUUCAGGACAAGAAUGGUGAUAAUAUUUUAAUGUUAAAUCUUAAUGAAACUAAACAUCUUAAAAGUAUCUUUUGCUGUUGGGCUCCGAUUAAUAGACCAAUUCCGAAGAAACCAAAUCCUCAAAAAAAUUUUGAUUCAUCUAUUACAAUACAAAAUUGUGUCGAUUUCAAUAUCUCAGUCAUCAUACCAAAGGAAGUUGAUACUCUGAUGGUUUCCUGUAAAGAUAAAAAAGAAAUUAGUGUUAAAGCAAAGGGAAAAUUAAAAAAUACAAAACACCCUGUAACAAUUUAUCAAAAUGUCCAUUCAGUCAUUAAUGUGGAUAAAGUUUCUGAUCGUUUUAAUAUUUCAUCUGACAAUAACAAUAAUAUGACGAGUCGCCAUCAGAGAAAAUUAAGUGUCUUAUUAUUGGGUAUUGAUAAUGUUUCACGAUUAAAUCUCGAGAGAAAUUUGCCAAAGACAACAAAUUAUCUUCAUGAAAAAGGAUGGUUAAUAAUGAAGGGCUAUGAUAAAAUGGGUGAAAAUACAUUUCCAAAUUUAAUGGCAAUUUUAACUGGUCAACAACAAACUGAUUCUUAUGACAAAUGUAAGCCGACAAAUCCAUUUGGCCUUGAUCAUUGUCCAAUGUUAUGGUAUAAUUUUAGAAAUGCUGGGUAUGUCACAGCUUACGCUGAAGAUGAAGCUAAAAUUAGUACUUUCAACUAUUUAAAGGUUGGUUUUGUGGAUCCUCCAACUGACUAUUAUCUCAGACCUUAUAUACUGGCAACGGAAAAAUUGCUAAAGUCUCGUCGAAGAUUUGCAAAUUAUUAUUGCACUGGUCCAGAAGUGGCGGCCGAAAGAAUUCUCAAUUCUGCCGUUGAUUUUGCAACAAAAUUCCAAGGUGUUCCAUAUUUUGGUUUUUUUUGGACAAAUUCAGUGAGUCACGAUUCAAUUAAUGGCCUAUCAUCAAUGGAUACACAUAUCCUCUCAAGAUUAGAAUAUCUUGAACAUGAAGGAAUAAUGAAUGAUACAAUGAUCAUUUUUUUAAGUGAUCAUGGAAUGAGAAUUGGCGAUAUUAGAAUGACAUUUAUGGGAUGGUACGAGGAGAGAUUACCAUUUUUUUACGUUUGGCUUCCACAAUGGUUUCGCGAUGAAAAUCCUGAAGUCUAUGAUUCAUUGACAAUUAAUCAAAAUCGAUUGACAUCACCAUUUGAUCUUUAUGAAACAUUACGUGAUAUUGUAAUAAGAGGUGGUGGCGAAGCUGGACCAAGUACCGGAUGUCCUAAAUGUCGAUCACUUUUCAAGACAGUUCCUGUUGAACGGGGAUGUGAAGAUGCUGGUGUACCACCACAUUGGUGUGUUUGUUCAGCUUUUGAAAAGGACAAUGCCUCUAGUCAAAUUGUCGUUCGAGGUGCACAUAAAAUACUCGAUCAUAUUGAAAAUAUUGUCAAAAAUUAUAAGACAAAAAAGGGCAAACGUUUAUGUGCAAAAUUUAAAUUGAAAAAAAUUCAUCGAAUUCAUAAAGUUAUAGAUUUAAAUAAUAGUAAUUCUACUUCCAGUACAGAAUAUUUUUAUAUGAUUCAGGUAACACCUGGUGAUGCAAAAUUUGAGGCGACAAUACAUUAUUACGGGUCUGAUAAUUAUAAUGUUACUGAAGAACAAAUAAGCAGAAUAAAUUCAUAUGGACCUGGUUCAAAGUGCCUCGAUCAUGGCCAAAAGAGGUACUGUCACUGUAUCAAGUGAAUAAAAUUUUAAUUAUACUUAGAAAAUAAAAUUCUGGAUGCAAUUAUCGUCUCUAGACUGUCCUAAAUACGCAGAGGAUUCUUAUUCAUUCCAUUUGCAUCUCUUUAUAGUGAAGAAUCUGUUAUUCUAUAAAUUUUUAAUUACUCUUUAUUUUAAAUUUUAAUAAUUAAAAUUAUUAGUAUUUUUGUAAGAAUAUAUGUUAACUGUUUUUCACUUGUUAGGCCAUUCACAUGAGAGUAAUUUUUUAUAUAAAUGAUAUUAUUGACGUGAAUUCAAAUUUUUUUAUUUAUUAUUGCGUACUAUAUUAUAUAUUGAAAAUUAUUAAAAAUGACAUAUUUAUAAAUUAUGCACUUUAUUAUAACUUUAAUGUAAUUUAUUUUUAUGUUAUAUUUUAAUGAAGUUAUCAUCUCUCAGGAAGUAAAAUGAAAUUUUGUUAUAAAUGAAGAUAAAGAAAGAAAUCGCAUAUAAUGGGUUUUAAUCUUAUAUUCAUGUUUGUAAUUUAUAUAAUAAGAAUAAGGUGCUACUAAAUUAAAUUUACUACAAAUAUUUAAAUAAUUUCAAAUGGUUAAUUAAUUAAUUAAUUUAAAUAGUUAAAUAAAUUCAUAAUGAUAUUAAUUAUAAAAAUAUAAGUUUUUACACCCUGAGAAAUUUUUGAAUUCAAUUAAAUAUAGUUUAAAAUAUAUUUUUUCUCUUGAUUAUAAAGUGUUUAGCGUUUUAUAUACAAUUUAAUAAAAAUUUCACAUAUCAUGUUAUUGUUCAUUGCAAAAUAUUAUUAAUAGCAAAUACUUUUUAUUCUUAAACCCGUUAAACUAAAAGUUUUCUUUUAAAAUUUAUUUAUAUUAAUUGAAAUUAUAGUAUGUGCGAAGAUAAAAUGAAGAUAUAAAAAUGUACAUAUAUGUAAAAUAAUGCUGUAUAAAUUUAAAUUGUAAAUUUUACUUGACAAUUUUCUAUAAUAUAUCAAAAAAAUAUAUAUACAAAUGUUUUUUAAAAA
Molecule: messenger RNA, 3436 nt
Organism: Leptopilina boulardi
Lineage: Eukaryota; Metazoa; Arthropoda; Insecta; Hymenoptera; Figitidae
Exons: 5
Coding region: 427-2445 (672 amino acids)
Source: RefSeq, a predicted model, not a curated record